Microsporum canis CBS 113480 is the source of this 1188-nucleotide messenger RNA. RefSeq lists its product as hypothetical. Gene Ontology annotation, biological process: transsulfuration. NCBI's taxonomy places the organism in Eukaryota, Fungi, Ascomycota, Eurotiomycetes, Onygenales, Arthrodermataceae. Bases 1 to 1188 code for a protein of 395 amino acids. The transcript has 7 exons. Gene Ontology annotation, molecular function: transferase activity, transferring alkyl or aryl (other than methyl) groups; pyridoxal phosphate binding. The record is from RefSeq and is a predicted model, not a curated record.
AUGGCUUCCGAUAACCGCCGUUUCGAGACCCUCCAACUCCAUGCUGGACAAGAGCCGGACCCGGCUACCAAUGCUCGUGCUGUUCCAGUCUAUGCCAGUACCUCCUUCACCUUCAAGAACUCUGAACAUGCGGCUAGGCUAUUCAGUCUGAAGGAGUUUGGCAACAUCUACAGCCGUUUGAUGAACCCUACUGUUGAUGUCUUUGAGAAGCGAAUUGCUGCUCUGGAAGGCGGAGUGGCCGCUGUUGCUGCGUCCUCUGGGAUGGCGGCGCAGUUCAUGGCCAUCUCCGCUCUCGCUCAUGCUGGUGACAACAUUAUUUCCACCACGAACCUCUACGGAGGCACGUACAACCAGUUCAAGAUCUUCCUACCACGUCUGGGAAUCACGACCAAGUUCGUCAAGGGAGAGAACCCGGAAGAGAUUGCUUCGUUGAUCGACGAGAAGACCAAGGCAGUCUAUGUUGAGACCAUCGGAAACCCGCGAUACAACGUCCCUGACAUCGAGGCCAUCGCAAAAGUUGCACACGAAAAGGGUGUUCCGCUGAUAGUCGACAACACCUUCGCUGCGGGAGGCUACUUCUGCCGCCCCAUCUCCCACGGAGCUGACAUUGUCGUGCACAGUGCUACCAAAUGGAUUGGUGGCCAUGGUACCACGAUCGCCGGUGUAGUCGUCGACGCCGGCACUUUUGACUGGGGCAAACACGCCGCUCGGUUCCCUCAACUGCAGCUUCUGCUUGGGCUCGAGACGCUCAGUCUGCGGGCUGAGCGACACGCAUCGAACGCCAUGGCCCUCGCCAAGUGGCUGGAAAAGCACGAGGACGUCGCAUACGUCUCAUACCCCGGCCUAGAAAGCCAUGAGAGCCACGAGACAGCGAAGAAGUACCUGAAGAACGGAUUUGGUGGUGUCUUGUCCGUGGGCGUCAAGGGCGGUGCGGCUGCUGGAGUCAGGAUCGUUGACGGAUUCAAGAUGAUUUCCAACCUCGCCAAUGUUGGCGAUUCGAAAACACUCGCCAUCCACCCAUGGUCGUCGACACACGAGCAGCUGACCGAAGAUGAGCGUCGUGCGGCCGGCGUCAACGAAGAUGCUAUCCGCAUCUCAGUCGGAACGGAGCACAUCGACGACAUCAUCGCCGACUUUGAGCAGUCUUUCGCUGCCAGCAAGGCCGCACUUGCUGACCGUUCUGCUUAG